Messenger RNA from Perkinsus marinus ATCC 50983, 2442 nucleotides. RefSeq names its product DNA topoisomerase 3-beta-1, putative. Gene Ontology annotation, biological process: DNA topological change. The transcript has 21 exons. Gene Ontology annotation, molecular function: DNA topoisomerase type I (single strand cut, ATP-independent) activity; DNA binding. Gene Ontology annotation, cellular component: nucleus. Bases 1 to 2442 code for a protein of 813 amino acids. The record is from RefSeq and is a predicted model, not a curated record. NCBI's taxonomy places the organism in Eukaryota, Perkinsozoa, Perkinsida, Perkinsidae.
AUGGUGCAGCAGGUCUUAAUGGUAGCUGAAAAGCCCUCUAUUGCGGAGGCUCUCGCGAAGUCACUAUGUAAAGGCAAAUACAACUCUCGAAGGGGAGUGUCACCUGUCGGUCAAGUGCAUGAGUUCAACGGCGAAUUCCAGGGGAGUCCGGCGUGGUUGAAGAUUACGUCUGUAGCGGGUCAUGUGUACAGCAUAGACUUCCCGCCUGAGCUCAACAACUGGGAUAGAGUGGAUCCGGCCAAGCUGUUCGAGUCCAAGACUGUUCAGAAAGAGGCCAACCCCAAGCAGAGGAUGCCUCAGCAUCUGCGUUCAGAAUCCAAGGGCUGCGACCAUCUAGUACUCUGGCUCGAUUGUGAUAGAGAAGGCGAGAAUAUCUGUUAUGAGGUGAUGCAGAAUGUCGUUCCGAACUUGUCCGACCGCAAGAAUGUAUGGCGAGCCAAGUUCUCCAGUUUGGUGGCUAAGGAUCUUCAGCAUGCCUACCGUAACCUCGGAUACCCCAAUCAGAAUGAGGCGCUGUCAGUGGAUGCUCGCCAGGAAAUCGACCUCAAGACGGGCGUUGCUUUCACUCGUUUUCAGACCAGAUACUUUCAGGGUAAAUACGGCGAUCUUGAUUCCUCUCUGGUCUCGUAUGGACCCUGCCAAACGCCUACUCUGUGGUUCUGUGUACGGAGGCAUAACGACAUUCAGACAUUCCAACCCGAGACUUACUACACCAUUGAUGUCAAACUUGAAGGCUCUCAGCUGGCUUCUCCUCUGUGGUUGGAAUGGUCUCGCGGUCAGCUUUUCGACCUGCAAGCAGCUACUACGUUCAAGUCGAUGAUCGACGCUUAUCAAUGGGCGACAGUGACGGAUGUUAGUGAGAAGGAGGAACGGAGGUCUAGACCGGGAGCUAUGAACACUGUGUUGAUGCUCAAGCUGGCCUCUCAGCAGCUGGGAAUGGGACCACAGCAGGCCAUGCAAGUGGCCGAGCGCCUGUACCUGUCGGGCUACAUCACGUACCCUCGUACAGAGACCACGAAAUAUCCUCCUGCCUUCGACCUGCGAGAGGCUGUAUCUUUCCAAUCACGGAAUCCCUACUGGGGCGAGUUCGCGACAGAACUGCUAACAACUGGUCUUAAUCGACCUAAGGAGGGCUAUGACGCUGGUGACCAUCCACCCAUCACCCCAGUGAGGUCGGCGACAGAAGGUGACUUUGGUAGCUCUGACUCUUGGAGGCUCUUCGACAUGCUUACUCGUCACUUCCUGGCCAGCCUCGGUCAUGACUGCAAGUUCACUAGAACUAAAGUCCAUUUCGUCAUUGGGGACGAGAAAUUCUCCGUGGGCGGUCGUCGCAUGAAAAGCCCAGGCUUCACCCGAGUCCAAUACACUGGGGAGAUGCAGGAUAUCUACGUCCCUCCGUUGAAAAUUGGGGAGAAGCUACAGAUAGCGUCCAAAUCGAUCAGUAGUGCCAAGACGAAGCCUCCUCCGUAUCUUUCCGAGUCGGAUCUUCUUGGCUUGAUGGAGAAGAAUGGCAUUGGCACUGACGCGUCGAUGGCUACCCAUAUCAACAACAUCUGUGAGCCCCAUGCCCUCACCAUCUUCCAACAGAAGUUUAUGUACUUCGUGUCGCACGUUGACCUCAUGGACCACCUCUUUGAGUCGACGUUCACCUCACUGGCUGCCACAGGCAAGCUCAUGUCUAGAUGCGGUAAAUGCAGAACGUAUAUGAACUUGAUAGACAAGAAACCGGUUCGGCUCUUCUGUCGACAUUGUGAUGAGACGUAUGCUCUGCCUCAAACCGGGAGUAGCGUCAAGCUUUACAAGGAGCUCACUUGCCCUCUCGACAACUUCCAGUUGGUCAUGAUAUCAUAUCCAGCUACAGCUGGCGGUGGACGGAAACAGUAUCCUCUUUGUCCGAUGUGCUACAACGACCCGCCGUUCCCCGAAUCCAAGCCGAAGAGUUCGUGUUGGGAGUGCCUCCAUCCUACUUGUAAACAUGCCUUAGCUUCUGUCGGGGUACGCAUCAUCAUAAUCUGCAAGUUCUGCUACGGGAAAUCUCGACAGGUAUGCGGAUGCCCGCAAGAUAGCUGCAGUGGAACUCUCUGUCUCGAUGCUGAGAGUAAACCGAAGUGGAAAUUAGACUGCAACACGUGUAACUACCAGCUUAGACUAUUCCAAGAUAAAGCCCAUAAGAUUACCGUUACCAAGGACAAGUGUGAGAAUUGCGGGAGCAAGCUGUUGGAUGUCGAGUUCAGCAAAGGGAAGUCUUCACUUUCUAACGGAGCCGAGAGUGUAGUGGGUUGUCUAGUGUGUGAUGAUGCGCUCAAUUCCCAAGUCGAAUGUUCCUUCGCUCGCUUAAGCAAACGCCACGGUGGAGGCAAGGGUAAGGGAGGCCGGCGAGGGAAGGGCCGGGGCGGAAAGCGAGCAAAUGUCGACGUACGGAUGACUUUCGAUGGUUUCUAA